Messenger RNA from Juglans regia (Persian walnut), 845 nucleotides. RefSeq names its product one cut domain family member 2-like. The transcript has a single exon. NCBI's taxonomy places the organism in Eukaryota, Viridiplantae, Streptophyta, Magnoliopsida, Fagales, Juglandaceae. Bases 72 to 746 code for a protein of 224 amino acids. The record is from RefSeq and is a predicted model, not a curated record.
CCUAGGGGUCCUCUAGGAGGGAAAAAAAAAAUAAAAAGUUUCUAACAAAAAAACUCUCUCUCUUCUCAACAAUGGCUACCUCAUCGUCAAAAACCAGAUCGAGCGGUCCAGUCCUACGCUCUCUCUCGCCCCCCGGCAGACUUUACUAUUCCAACGCUCCAAAUUCUUCUUUUUCUUCGUCCUCUUCAGUCUUCGCUUCCUACACAAGCUCCAGUUUCUCUUCACCGUCAACAACUUUCUUCCACCAUGACCUUCACAGACAUCACUACAACAACCACCACCACCACCACCAUCACCAUCAGCAGCGAUCUGCCUCUCCCACACGCGUCAACCUCUACACCUCGGGUUCCCUCUCUCCCUCCGUCCGCUUCUCCAUCGACCACCGCUCAAUCUCCCCAAACCGUAACCAGGUCAUCACGAGCCACCACAGCCCCAUGUCGAUCCCCAAAAAGAGGUGUACGUGCUCGCCAACAACGCAUCCGGGUUCGUUUCGCUGUCAUCUACACAAAAAAGCAUCAAACAGUCGCGGGAGCCAUCAUGCGGCGCCGUAUCCGAACAAUGGGCUGAACAUGCGAAGAUCGGCAAUGAAGAACUCGCUGGUCAGGAUCGGAGGCGUAGAGGGAGAGUGGGUCAAGAGAGCAUUGACCGCUCUGAUCAGGCCCUCAUCUCAUCAGCUAAGGAGAAGAGCCGCGUUCGAGCCCACGCCGAGCCGGCUCUCGAUCAUGUCCAGAGUUGAGGAUCUGUGAGUUUCCUUUCUGUUGUGCACAGGUUGGUUCAUGCUUUCCCGGUCAUCUUUGAAUUUUCGAGUCCUAGAUUCCGGCGAGGAGGUCGGAAUCCGAUGGAGG